Molecule: messenger RNA, 1304 nt
Organism: Salvia hispanica
Lineage: Eukaryota; Viridiplantae; Streptophyta; Magnoliopsida; Lamiales; Lamiaceae
Source: RefSeq, a predicted model, not a curated record
UUGAAAUGGACGGAUCCAUUCUCUCCGGUCCGCAGCUCCAGUAGCUUACAGUUUGAACUUUGAACUAAAAUCAAGAGAAGCCGUCGAAAAAGGAGAAAGAAGCAGAAUUAUUUGCUGCGUGAAUAGCAAGCUGUCCUUUAUCUCUGCAAUUCCAGAUGGCUUUGGUUGUUAUUUGUGGUCAGCCUUGUAGUGGGAAGUCGACAACUGCGGCCUUCCUGCCCGAAGCCCUUCACGAAACAGAAUGCAAGCCAUCAGUCCGGAUCGUAGAUGAGUCUUCCUUUCAUGUCACACGGAACGAAGGUUAUGCUAACAUGCCAUCGGAAAAAAAUUUAAGGGGGGUUUUGAGAUCCGAAGUCGACAGAUCUCUGUCUAGAGACAAUAUUAUAAUAGUGGACUCUUUGAACAGCAUCAAGGGGUACCGGUACGAGCUAUGGUGUCUGGCUCGCGCAGCUGGUACAAGAUAUUGUGUCGUGCACUGUGAUGUAGACGAGACACACUGUCGGAGAUGGAAUGACCAAAGGAGGGAGAAAUCAGAGGCGUGUUAUGAUGAUAAAAUAUUUGAGGAUCUGGUUAGGAGAUUUGAGAGGCCGGACAGCAAGAACCGUUGGGAUUCCCCGUUGUUUGAGCUGUGGCCGUCUAGAGAUGGGAUUGAAAAAUCGUCUGCUGCCAUAAUGGAUGCUGUGACUUACUUGACGAAAAGAGUAGACUCCAAAACCAAAGAUGUCAAAGUGUUGCAGCCCACUAUUGCAACACAGGGUGCACGGCUAACAGAGGCGAAUUCUCUAUACGAAUUGGAUAGAGCGACACUUGAGGUGAUGAAUAUGAUCGUGGAAGCACAGUCACGUGCAGCUGCAGCUGGAGGUCCCCUCAGGGGGUUGACUCUUGGACCGGGUUUACCUAGUGUUGAUAUGUCAAGGCAUGUUGGCCUCCCUGAGCUGCGUAGGCUCAGGCGGACUUUCAUAAAAUUAACAGGGCAGUCGAGCUUGAGUGGUCCGCCACCACCCUCGGAUGCUGAUAGUGCAAAGAGGAUGUUUGUGGAUUACUUGAACAGGGAAUUAGAAAGUAGUUAAGAGUAAGAGGCAGAUCGCAGUCAAGACAAAUCCUCAUCAUCGUUCUUUAAAUCCACGUGGCGUCUAUGCCGGAGAGAUUUGCAUUCUGCAUUCUCCUUGGAAGUGAUUUUGAGAUGAACAGCAUUGCAAUGGAAAUAUGCAUAUUUCUUGAAGAUCUUGUGCCUUUUUGUUUUUUUGUUGUAUGGUGCCAAUCUGUUUAAGACAUAUAUAUAGUCAUAAGUUACUUUUUCCAUC